UGUGUCAGGUGCAGCCUUCUUUAGCUGUGAGAUGUGUACUCAAGUUUCAAGUCCUUGAAGUUUGGUUACCUUCCAGGUCGUGAGGAGGACCUGGUAUAGACCGUUCUAAGGAAAUUCAAGAGCAGUCUUUUUUUCUUACUGAUUUCAAACCAGAAAAGUGGAAGAAAAUUGAAAAUAUGAGUUUGAAGAGGAGUAGCCAGACAUUUAAGGAUAGUAAAAAUAUUUGACCGAAGAGUUACUUUGGCCACCUGCUGCCGAGAGCUGGCUCAUUGGGAAAGACCCUGAUUCUAGGAAAGACUGAGGACAGGAUGAGAAUGGGGUGACAGAAGUUCAGAUGGUUGGGUUCAAUCACUGACUCAAUGGACAUGAGUUUAAGCAAACUCUGGGAGGUAGUGAAGGACAGAGAAGCCUGGCGUGCUGCAGUACAUGGGGUCAUCAAGAGUCCGACAUGGCUGAACAACAACAGCAGAAGAAUUUGGAAUCCAGUCCAGCGUAUAGAAAUGGCAAGAAGUCUUUUGAAGACAUCGCCUAACCCUGUAAAGACAAAAUUGCUGCAUCAGAUAGGAUUGUCACUUUAUAAUACUUCUCAUGGCUUCCAUGAAGAAGAAGUGAAAAAAACACUUGAACAGUUUCCUGGUGGAUCCAUUGACCUUCAGAAGGAAAACAAUGGCAUUGGCAUUCUUACUCUGAACAAUCCAAGCAAAAUGAACGCCUUCUCAGGUGUUAUGAUGCUACAACUUCUGGAAAAAGUGAUUGAAUUGGAAAAUUGGACAGAGGGGAAAGGUCUCAUUGUCCGUGGGGCAAAAAAUACUUUUUCCUCAGGAUCUGAUCUGAAUGCUGUGAAAGCACUAGGAACUCCAGAGGAUGGAAUGGCCGUAUGCAUGUUCAUGCAAAACACCUUAACACGAUUUAUGAGACUUCCUUUAAUAAGUGUUGCAUUGGUUCAAGGUCGGGCGUUGGGUGGAGGAGCAGAAGUUACAACAGCGUGUGAUUUCAGAUUAAUGACUACAGAGAGUGAGAUCAGAUUUGUCCACAAGGAGAUGGGCAUAAUACCAAGCUGGGGUGGUACCACCAGGCUGGUUGAGAUCAUCGGCAGUAGACAAGCUCUCAGAGUAUUAAGUGGGGCCCUUAAGCUGGAUUCAGAAAAAGCAUUACAUAUAGGAAUGGUGGAGGACCUCUUGCAGUCUUCAGACGAAACCGAAUGUCUCAAAGAGGCACAAGAGUGGCUACAGCAGUUUAUCAAAGGGCCACCAGAAGUAAUCAGAGCUUUGAAAAAAUCUGUUUCUUGCUGCAAAGAGCUUUGUUUAGAGGAGGCAUUACAGACUGAGAGAGAUCUUCUAGGAACAGUUUGGGGUGGACCAGCAAAUUUAGAGGCUGUUGCUAGGAAGGGAAAGUUUAAUAAAUAAUUUUUAAAAAUAGCAUGUUAAAACCCCAGUGAUCAAUAUGGAUAAAAGUUGAAUGAUAUCAAAUAUGAAUGUCAAAACUACUUAGAAGGUAAUAUUAGUAUUUGCAGUAUAACAACUGUUUGACUACUUGAACUCAGUUGGCCUCGCUUUCAGUUUAUUCAGGUAGUUGCUAAGUGAUUCUGAACCUCUAAAAUACACAACACUUUUGGCUUAAACAUAGUCAUUAAUUCCCAGAUUCCCAUGAUAGUUAUUAGGCUAUAACCAGACUAGUUUUUGAAAGGAAAAACUACACAAAACCUAUUCCUGGUGUUCUUUCUCAUAAAGUCUUUGUCUUGUCUUAACAUGGAAAUAAUUUACAAAAAUAAUGUAAUGAAGCUUAGAGAACAAAAGUGGAAGGGGUCAGGAGACAGGAAGAUUAUGCAAAGUUAUGAUUAGUCCUUUUCUUCUGCUCCAUGCAGCUGCAUUAAAGAGGUCAUGGACUGGCCCUUCUUUUAAGGAUGCUCCUCACCCCACCCUUUUACAAAUUUGGACCUUAUUUGAUGUUUCAAAUAAUUUCUAUUUUUGGUUAUCUAUGAAACAAUGAUGGCCACCAUAUAAAAAGUCUGUUGACUCUACAAAAUUGGCCAGUUGAUUUGUAUGCACCAGAAUUUCCAAGCUAGCAGUUACCAUAGUUUAUGUAGUAAUCAAAUUUUCUGUAAUCAGAGACUCAUGAAGCAUCAUGUUACACAUGAAAUCAGAUUUCUAUUUUUUUUUCCUAAGUAGCCAUCUUUUCUUCUUUUAUAACUAGCUAUAUUUAAAAGUAAAUUUAAUAAUAAAGGAUGACAAACUUCUAUGAUCUUAGUAAUACAGACUUAAAAAUGUAAGUCAAAGAAUUAAGUCCUAAUCUUAUGAGAUAAAAAGUGAUUUUAUAAGGGACUGUUUAUAUUUGCCAUUGUAACAUUCAACUCAUAUUUGAUAAAUUGUAUUAAAGACAAUUUGCAUAUGCUUCAUCAACA
Capra hircus (goat) is the source of this 2401-nucleotide messenger RNA. RefSeq names its product ethylmalonyl-CoA decarboxylase 1 (gene ECHDC1). The transcript is spliced from 6 exons. Gene Ontology annotation, cellular component: cytosol. NCBI's taxonomy places the organism in Eukaryota, Metazoa, Chordata, Mammalia, Artiodactyla, Bovidae. The record is from RefSeq and is a predicted model, not a curated record. The coding region runs from base 360 to 1406 and encodes 348 amino acids. Gene Ontology annotation, molecular function: enoyl-CoA hydratase activity. Gene Ontology annotation, biological process: fatty acid beta-oxidation.